Molecule: messenger RNA, 867 nt
Organism: Eimeria maxima
Lineage: Eukaryota; Apicomplexa; Conoidasida; Eucoccidiorida; Eimeriidae
Product: BTB/POZ domain-containing protein, putative
Exons: 6
Coding region: 1-867 (288 amino acids)
Source: RefSeq, a predicted model, not a curated record
AUGGAUUGCAAGAACGUUCUGAUGUCGGAAGGAGUCGUGGAGCCACUUUUUCAGCUCCUCGUGCACAAGGUCACGAUUGCAAAGUUUGAUUUACUCAGGGACCUCGCAAAAAAAAAGGCGCUACCCGACUGCCCGGAAGAUUCGGAAGAGUUUUUUGAGCAUGGAACGGUGUUAUUUCUGGGCUCCUUCGGUCAAGCCGCAGGGCUUGAGCUCCAAGCAAAACGCGGCUAUGUGCGCUUCUUCUUCAACUGGACAGACCACAACAUCCUUCGAGUCAGUCACAUCAUACUGGUUACGUUCUCUGGCGUGUUUCAAUACUGCUCAGGAAGCUUCAAAGAGGCAAAUUCGAGCUUCAUCGCCUUAGAGGACAUGGAUACCGAUGUUGCCAUAAUGCUAAUCGAGUGGAUACAAGAAGACAAGUACGGCGGUAUUGCUUUCCAUGUUGGCCGUAAAACGCAUACAAAGGUCCUUUCCAGGUUGCCUGAUUCAGCUGAGCUGAACUGGACUAGAUGUAUGCGUGUUCUCAUGGCCGCCGACAAGUUCCAAGUCCACACAUUGGUGCACUACUGCAUUUGCCAUCUUCGUCGCCUCCUCACUCAAGGAAGCGUGACAUUCGACGAGAUCAUCGUAGUCCGCAAAAUGCUGCAACAGUGUACAGGAACAAAUACUACAAAACUUGGUCAGCUAACAUUUGUUGUUUUCCGAAGCCUCCAGAUAAUCUUCUCUGCAGCUAGGGACUGUGAGGCCUAUGUAACAGCUCGAGCAGCGUCCGAUCCAUCAAAGAUGUGGAGCAUCUUAGACUGCGGAAGCAUCGAGAUAAGAAAACCAUGUGGCAAGGCCACUUCAGCAACCACGAAAUCAACUUGA